AGGAAAGAAAGCCAACAAACCAGUAACAUGGUUCUUAUCAGACAUAGAUUGCAACAACAUCUUAAGCUUCCCCUUCCAGAAUUAGAGAUUAGUGAAUGCAGCACGCUGUGUCCAUACUUGCCUAAGCCCAUGUCUGACACUACGAUUCAAGGGGUAGGUGACUUCUUGGACUUGGAAAAACUCAGCGUUCUAGGACGUGGUAAUCAUGGCAUUGUCUACAAGGUACGCCACGGGCAAACAUCAGCCAUCUAUGCACUCAAAAUCAUCAAGCAGGAUACAAAUGAAGCUUAUGUAUCCCACGAGGCAGAAAUCUUAAAUUGCAUAGACUCUCCUUUCGUCGUCAAAUGCCACGGGGUUUUCGAGCCUCGGGCUGGUGAAAAAGCUAUACUCAUGGAGUACAUGGAUGCAGGAACACUUGAUGGGAUUUUUAGAGCUAACGGUCCGUUCUCCGAAGCUUCACUUGCCCACAUUGCCUACCAAGUACUCAAUGGCCUCCAGUACCUCCAUGAACACAAUAUUGUCCACUUAGAUAUAAAGCCUUCGAAUCUUCUAGUUAGUAAGGACAUGAAAGUGAAAAUUGCUGAUUUUGGAGUCAGCAAGAUUGUCCAUGGUAUUGUUAGUCGGGCUGCCACCAAUUAUCACAAUAUGUGUGAGGGCACACAUGCUUAUAUGAGUCCUGAAAGGCUGGACUCGCACACAUUUGGCUCGGGCUGCGUGUAUGCAGGUGACGUUUGGAGCUUGGGAGUCACUUUAUUGGAGCUGCAUGUGGGCCAUUUUCCAUUUUUCCCAGCUGGGAAGAAACCCACUAAUUGGAUGGAGCUUGUAUUGGUGAUAUGUUUUGGAGAAUCCCCUAGCUUCCCAAAGGAAGCAUCAGAGGAAUUCAGGAGCUUCAUCAAGUGUUGCUUGGAGAAGGAACCGAGUAAGAGAUGGACAGUCUCGCAACUCCUGUCACAUCCCUACGUUUGCUUAGGGGAGAAACUGGGGAAAUGACAGUAGAGGAUAAAUCAAACUAUUUUUCGAGAACAGGGUAGGACGCAUUCACCAGUAGUAGCUAAGAGUUUUGAAGAUUUUGAAAAGCAAUUCGAAAUGGCUCUUGGACCAAUAAAAAAAAGAGAUAAAGGUCCUCUUCAGCUUCUUCUUCUUUUUUUUUUUUUU
Molecule: messenger RNA, 1155 nt
Organism: Populus nigra (black poplar)
Lineage: Eukaryota; Viridiplantae; Streptophyta; Magnoliopsida; Malpighiales; Salicaceae
Product: mitogen-activated protein kinase kinase 9-like
Exons: 1
Coding region: 28-990 (320 amino acids)
Biological process (GO): protein phosphorylation
Cellular component (GO): cytoplasm
Molecular function (GO): protein serine/threonine kinase activity; ATP binding
Source: RefSeq, a predicted model, not a curated record